AUGCUGACGAAAGUUGUGUUCCUCUUUUUUUGGAGCAGGUCUGACUCAACUAAAAAGCUAGCUGCAUGCAACCACGCUACAUUGGCACACUAUAUCCUGACGCCCGCGCUAUACUCUGACGCCUGCGCUAUAUAUUCUGACGUCUACUCCAUAACUAUUAUAGUAGUGGCCACUGUUGUUCGUAACCCGGCGCGGUGUUCGCUCCGAGCACGAAAAUUCUGUCGUUUAUUCUCUUCCUUCUUCCAGUUCCAUUACUUAAAGGAGCUGUUUUAUUUCAUUCGAAAGCCCGAUGACAAAUUCUCCUCUUUCAUAUAA
This is a messenger RNA of Saccharomyces cerevisiae S288C, 315 nucleotides long. RefSeq lists its product as uncharacterized. The transcript has a single exon. Lineage: Eukaryota; Fungi; Ascomycota; Saccharomycetes; Saccharomycetales; Saccharomycetaceae. The record is from RefSeq and is marked reviewed. Bases 1 to 315 code for a protein of 104 amino acids.